Messenger RNA from Penicillium brasilianum, 7424 nucleotides. Lineage: Eukaryota; Fungi; Ascomycota; Eurotiomycetes; Eurotiales; Aspergillaceae. The record is from the annotation of a GenBank genome assembly.
CUAAGACAAGGCUUCUCCAGUGUUUCAGACCUAGGGGAUGUCAUGUUCGACUUUCCGUCGUGGAUGAGGAGCAUCGGGCCAAUGACAACCGGGCGAACCAGCCCAGCACCUCCCGUGGCUCCGUUCAUCUUGCGACCGGCGGGUCGCUCUUUUUUUGAACUAAACAUCUUUCAGCUGCGAAGUUAACUCGGCCCCAUUACGCUGUGCGACUCUUGGCGACAUGACCCCCUCACACUUCUGAUCUUAGCACUUGUAUUCUCUUCUCAUACGCACACAAUCAUACUCUUGAUCGCCUUUGUUCCCCUGAUCAACGGGAGCCACUCGCCUUCCGCCAUCCUCGCAAUCUUUCACUCUUACCGUUCGCGCUCCUGGUGAUCUCGAACCGACCCCCUCUGCCUUGCCGAGCGAAUGCGAACAGCACGACCUGCGAUGUCUCCGAUCCGGUAAUCCUUGACACUGCCCGACGAUGGCGCCGAAUAGCCAGACGCCUGGCGACCAUGACAGUUCGCCCGAGAACCAAAUCCCCCUCCAAGACCUCUCCCGAUUCGAGGGCCUCGCGGAGCAGCGCGGCAGAGGUCGCGCCAAUAGUGCGGGGAGUAGUCUUUUCUCUCGACGGUCAUUGAUGAGAGGAGGGUCGCGGAGGCAUUAUGAGAGCGUGGCCGAAGAAUCACCGGUUGAAUUAGUCGGCGCGAUCAGGAAUCCGUUUCGACCAGCUCAUUAUGUUGGCCCAGAAUCUGACGAUAUCCCUCCUGAAGCCCUGGCGCAAGCCAUGUCAUUUGGUGCAACUUUCGACGAUUCGCACCAAACAACAUCAAUAGCCGGGCCCUCGUCGAUGCAUGACUUUAAUGACGCCGCUUCCGAUCUCGAUAAUGUGCCGCUGGACGCCUAUACUUCUCACGACCACGACGGCUACAUGCAUCCACGCGUCGAAGAUGAAGAUGACACUGCGCGAUUGACGGAUCCACGAUAUCUGCAACCUAUUAGCGGCGCCUCCGGGGAAGAGGGCCGACAGAGCAGUGACACGGGGGUUCACUCUCUACAAUUUGGACAAGGAUCGCGACUGGGCGAUGAUCUGCCCCAUCUCGAGGAAGGAUUGUCACGAAGCCGUGGCAGCACUGCCCGGUCUCGCUCUCUGUCCCCCUCGGCUUCUGGCGGAGCUUUGCAACGAGCCAGCUCCAUGGUGAAAUCCAUGUCGCAACGUGUGGUCAACUUGAGUAAUGAACCGGAGGUUAUAGAACAGACCAUUGAGAGGGAGGAAUCUCACAAAAGCUCGCGACUCGAAGGCCCUCCAAUGCUUCCCGCAAUGCCAGAAUAUGCGCAUGAUCCUUCACCCAAUGCAUCUGGACGGGAAAAGCGAUCAUUUUCGAAACUAUGGCGGUAUCGAAACAACCCAUUCCGAGGCAGGUCACUCGGUAUAUUGGGUCCGGAUCACCCAGUCCGACUAUGGCUGUGUGAUAUUCUCGUUCAUCCAGUCAUGGAACCUUUCAUUCUCGUCAUCAUUAUCAUCCAGACCAUCCUACUCAUUGUGGAAUCCUCAAAAUCCGUUUUCGAUCGACCUUUAGCCGUACGAUGGGGCAGCACCCCGUUAGACUACAUUUUCCUCGUCAUUUUUACCAUUUAUACCCUCGAAAUAAUUGCCAAAAUCCUGGUGUCCGGCUUAAUUUUCAACCCCGCAGAGUACAGUACUCUCAAUCGGUCUUUGGGCAUUCGCAAAGCGAUUGCGGAGAAGGGCAGGAACCUGAUCACGCCUCAUCGACAAGGGACAGUCAAAAAAGUCUCGUUCCUUCCGCAGGAACCGCAGGGGUCUAUUCUUCGGUCAUUCACCGGAAUGAAUGCUCUAGACCCCAACGCUGGUAACUACGACGAUCCUCUUCAUAAGCGCCGUGUUAGACUUGCACAUCGAGCUUUCCUUCGACACUCGUUCAACCGAUUAGACUUCGUUGCCGUCGUGGCUUUUUGGGUUUCCUUCUUUCUCUCGUUAAUGGGCGCGGAGUCAACGCAUCAGCUGUACAUUUUCCGAAUGCUCAGUUGUCUUCGAAUUUUGCGUCUUCUCGCCCUCACGAACGGUACAUCUGUAAUUCUUCGAAGUUUGAAACGGGCUGCCCCUUUGCUGGUCCAUGUGGCAUUCCUUAUUGGUUUCUUCUGGCUUCUUUUCGCCAUCGUCGGAAUCCAGAGCUUCAAGUCCAGUUUCAGACGAACUUGUGUCUGGAUCGAUCCUGAAGGCCAGAGUAACUAUUCAUCGGGCGAUCAAUUCUGUGGUGGAUAUCUUGACAAUGUUACUGGAGCGGAAAUGCCCUGGCUUGAUCGUUUUGGCAAUCCUUCCACCACCUCCAAGUCAAAGGGAUAUCUUUGCCCGCAGGGCUCUCUGUGUAUGGAAGGGGAAAAUCCGUACAAUGGAACCCAGAGCUUUGACAAUAUCGUGCAAUCCCUCGAGUUGGUUUUUGUUCUCAUGAGUUCCAACACCUUCACCGACCUGCUUUAUAAUACCACCGAUAGUGAUUACCUCGCGGCGGCACUAUACUUUGCUUUCGGUUUGGUUAUCUUGAGUUUGUGGCUGGUCAACUUGCUCGUCGCGGUCAUCACCCAUUCUUUCCAGGUGAUUCGUGAGGAAAGCAAGCGCAGUGCAUUCGCCGUCCAACAGCUUGAUGCAGUUGACAGCGAUGUAAAUUUAAAUCGGAGGGUCAACUCUCUCAAACGCAUUUAUGACAAGACCGAGUGGCUGUGGGUGUGCCUCAUCUUCUUUGACUUGGUUGUCCAAGCUUUGAGAAGCGCCUCUAUGUCCGGCGAACGAGCUCAAUUCAUUGACGAUACCGAGACUGUCAUCACCCUUGUCUUCCUUGUUGAGAUUAUCGUGCGAUUUGCAUCAGACUGGCGUGUCUUCCAUCGCAAACGCCGCAAUUGGUUUGACCUUUUCCUCGUGGUAGUCACCUGCGUCAUCCAAAUUCCUCCGAUUCGUAAUUCAGGACGCGCCUACACCGUUCUCACUCUCUUUCAGAUUCUUCGAGUGUACAGGUUCGUCCUGGCAUUCUCCGUCACCAGGAGGCUGAUUAUGGUCGUUUUCCGAAAUGUUGUUGGUUUGCUUAACCUCAUCUUCUUCCUAUUCUUGAUGACAUUCCUUGCGUCUAUCUUUGCAACCCAACUGUUCCGGAGCCAGAUCCCUCCAGAGGACUCCAGUGGCAGUGCAAUCAGCAUCACUUUUGCCGACAUCUACAAUUCGUUUUUGGGAAUGUACCAAAUUCUCUCGAGUGAGAAUUGGACAGACAUUUUGUACAAUGCUACUACUUACACUGUGUCUUACAAUACCGCUUGGAUCUCUGCUGCAUUCAUUAUCUUGUGGUUUAUUGUGGCCAACUUUAUUAUUUUGAACAUGUUCAUUGCUGUCAUUCAAGAGAGCUUUGACGUGUCAGAAGAUGAGAAGCGAAUGCAGCAAGUCCGGGCAUUUUUGGAACAGAAGCAUCUCGGUGGAAAUGCGCGAGGCAAUCUUGCCCUCUCUAAAAUUCUCCGUUUAGGCAGAGACUCGGAUCGCUACAAAGACCCCUUGGACCACGGUCCUGCCGCAAUGGAGAUGCUUCUCAAGGAUGCUGUCGUCCGUGACUUCCUAGACGAAGAGGCAGAGAGUGCAGAGGUCGAAAACGCGAACCGACGUCGAGAAAACACCAUGAUUCCGGAUAGUGCAAAUCAGGAAACCGUCGAGCCCGGCGCACUGUCUCGACUAUGGACAAAGACCUCCUCUCUGAUCUUGGGUCGGGAACCGAACCCGUUCUACUCCAAAUUACAAUUCUCACGGGCCUACGAAGAAUUGGACCCGCGAACCAUGGCAAAGGAAGUCGCAUCUGCGGCCGAAGCCAGAAAGCGUGCUCAGCGGGAAUACCUCGUCAAGCAUCCCAAUUACAACAAAUCGUUGUUCCUUUUCUCGCCACACAACGCCAUUCGCAAACUCUGCCAAAAAAUUGUCGGUCCUGGGCGGGGCAACCAGCGAGUUGAAGGUGUGGAUCCGUACAAGCCGGUGUGGUAUGCGUUCUCGGCUUUCAUCUAUGCGGCAAUUGUGGCUAUGGUGCUCCUGGCUUGUAUCACUACACCCCUAUACCAACGACAAUACUUUCGCACCACCCGCAAUUGGUUCGUAUACACUGAUCUAGGCUUCGCUGUUAUAUUCACUGUCGAGGCUCUGAUCAAAGUCAUCGCCGAUGGCUUUUUCUGGACACCCAAUGCGUUCUUCCGCAGUUCCUGGGGUUUCAUCGAUGGUGUCGUGUUGUUGACCCUAUGGAUUAAUGUUGGUAGUUCACUGAAAAAAGACUGGAAUGUUUCGCGGGCAAUCGGUGCUUUCAAAGCGCUCAGGGCUCUGCGCUUGCUGAACGUCUCCGACAGUGCCAAGGACACCUUCCAUUCGGUCAUCAUUGUUGGAGGAUGGAAGGUCGUUGCCGCGGCGGCUGUCUCGAUGAGUUUCCUCAUUCCCUUUGCCAUCUACGGUGUCAACUUGUUUAACGGACAGAUGAUCUCGUGCAACGACGGCAACUUUGCGGGAAAUUUAACGGCCUGUGUGGGCGAGUAUGCCAGCUCUCCCUACAAUUGGGACGUUCUGGCUCCGAGAGUCGCAGCUAAUCCAUACUACGACUUUGAUGACUUUGGUGAUGCCUUGUUCAUUCUCUUCCAAAUUGUUUCUCAGGAAGGCUGGGUCGACGUUCAGGAUAGUGCGAUGCAGAUUACUGGAAAAGGUCUACAACCGCAAGACGGGAGUGCACCGGAGAAUGGUUUGUUCUUCGUCGUCUUCAAUUUGCUUGGAGCAGUUUUCGUCUUGACCCUGUUCGUGUCCGUGUUCAUGCGCAAUUACACAGAACAGACUGGCGUUGCAUUCUUGACCGCUGAACAACGGUCUUGGCUGGAACUGCGGAAGCUGCUUCGUCAAAUCUCGCCGUCCAAGCGGUCGUUCAAUGAGAGAAGCAACAAAUGGCGCUUAUGGUGCUAUCGAAUCGCCGUUAAGAAACAUGGGCGAUGGGCGCGGUUCGUGACCUGCGUUCUCGUUGUGCACCUGCUUCUUCUGGUACUCGAGUAUUACCCCGAGCCUAAAUGGUGGGUGACGACUCGUACCAUCUGCUUCUUCGUCUUCAUGUUCGUCUAUAUUGCCAACGUUCUCGUCCGGUUGAUCGGCCUCGGAUGGCAUCGAUUCAGCCGAAGUUCUUGGGAUCUUUACUCGCUUCUUGCCGUGCCCGGUGCAUUCAUUACGAUCAUUCUCGAACUCUCGUAUCCAACCCAGGUCGUACUUGAGUUGAACAAAUUGUUCCUCGUCUCAAUCGCGCUGUUGCUUAUUCCUCGGAACAACCAGCUUGACCAGCUUUUCAAGACUGCCGCAGCUAGUCUGCCGGUGAUUGGCAACCUUUUGGCUACCUGGUUCGUGUUGUUCCUGGUAUUCGGCAUUGCCAUGAACCAGGCUUUCGGCCUCACCAAGUUUGGCUCCCAGGAGAACCAUAACAUCAACUUCCGAGACGUACCUAAAUCUCUGAUCCUGCUAUUCCGUGCUAGUUGCGGUGAAGGUUGGAAUGAGAUCAUGGAAGAUUUCGCGACAAUGGUGCCUCCCCUUUGCACAUACGAUUCCAACUUCCUCGAUGAUGACUGCGGCGGUGCCGCCUGGGCUCGGACCCUGUUCAUCAUGUGGAACAUUAUCAGCAUGUACAUUUUCGUUUCGCUGUUCGUUUCGCUCAUCUUCGAGAGUUUCUCGUAUGUCUAUCAACGCAGCAGUGGACUGUAUGCGGUCAGUCGUGAAGAGAUUCGCCGCUUUAAACAGGCCUGGGCGACCUACGACCCGAACGGAUCUGGCUAUAUUUCCAAAGAGCAGUUCCCCCGGCUACUUGGGGAGCUUUCUGGUGUCUUCGCCAUGCGAAUCUACGACAAUGAGUUCACUGUUGGAGCUAUUCUAGACCAAUGUCGAGAGACCCCCCGGGACUCGGUGCUUUCCUUGAACUCAAUGCACAACGCGUUGCCUCUUCGCUCUCGAGAAUCAGUCCAGUCACUGCGACCAAAUGGCGAGAGUAAUCUUGCGACGGGUGUCGAUCUCAAGAAACUCUCUCGUAUCAUUGACCGCAUCCCGGUUAGUACCAUUCGUGAACGACGUCAACGCCUAAACACCUUUUAUGAGGAGAUUCUCGUUUCGGCGGAUCCAGAACGAGGUAUAUCAUUCCAUCAGUGUUUGAUGAUUCUCGCGCAUUACAAUGUCAUCAGCGACAGCAAGAGUCUGCGACUUGAAGAAUUCCUCCGUCGUCGAUCCCGACUGCAGCGUGUUGAGGAAGCUGUGCGUCGUAACACGGUCAUUGGCUUCUUUGAUACACUCUACUGGUCUCGCGAAUUCCGGCGAGCUUGCGACCGCAAGAAAUCCAGUCGCAUGACCGCCGUCCCGCAGUUCACCGUGCCAGAGAUCUACGUCGACGACCCCGUCGAGGAGGAACCCGAAGAGCACGCACCUGGCGCGAUGACACCGCAAACCCAACCAGAUAUCGAUUCUCCAUUCGCACCUAUGCUCUCGCCGACGUCCACUUCUCACCGGCGGGCCGAGUCCAGUCCGACUGGACACCGCAACGACCUUCCUCGUUUGGAUACCAGUUUCAGUGGCCGCGCCUCUGGUGCUAGUACCCCUACGGAGUGGUCGAGUAUCAGCCCGUCAAGGACCCCGCGUCGGUUGUACGGCGAGCGCGUUUCCUUUGAGUCUGGUGAACACGACGAGUCAGUCAGAGGAGCCGAUCACUCUCGCCAGAAUAGCGCGAUUAGUGUGCAGGACGUUAUGCACUCGCUGGACAACUCCGCGUGGGGCGAGAGUAUUCGGCGCAGUUUCACGCAGCGACGAUCGGGUGAUCGAACAAGCGACCACUAGAUUCACUUUCGAGGCCCUCACCUUUGUUGAAAAGGUACUCGUGUUGACUUAUGCCUCUCUACGAGCUACGAAACGUAUGGAGGUAUAGACCUAUGACUGAAGAGCCGAGAAUUGACUUGGCCCUGUCACGCAUUUCUUUUCUUCUUUCUCUUCUCUUCUUCACUUCACUCUCUAUUCUCUUUUCGUCCCUGGACAUUCUUUGCAUCCUCGACUUGAUCUCGAGGAGAUUCAUUGUUUCCCUUUUCUCUUAACUUGAUUCUCCUUGUGUUUUUUUUUUUUUUUUUUUUUUUUUUGACUGUCGGAUGAAUUCCAUUUCGCUGUACAUUACCCUCUCUGAUCCUGGCAUCCAUGGGAGUAUUUUUUCUGCAUAGCAACGGCGUGGGCUUCUUGCCAGUUUUUGAUGAAUUCAUUUGUUCCCGCCCUUUCGUGUUUUUCUUUGUCCCCUUACUCAGAUAGAAGUUGAUAUCACACUCGGGCAUAUAAUAGGUUCAAUAGAAUGUGGCAUGUACAUGUACUAAUUCUGCUAUCAUGGGCCAUGCUAGGUAGGAACGUUUUCUUUUCG